Dracunculus medinensis (Guinea worm) is the source of this 729-nucleotide messenger RNA. The record is from the annotation of a GenBank genome assembly. Lineage: Eukaryota; Metazoa; Nematoda; Chromadorea; Rhabditida; Dracunculidae.
AUGUUGUUGUAUUUUUGUUUCUUCGUUUUUCUCAUCCAUGGCGUGAAAAGUGGUAACGACAAGGCGAUAGAAAACUGCAAUAGAGAUGUGGGAGGUCAUCAACGACCAACUGUCGAUCCAAGUCGUUGUGCACACAUCGAUUCACCUGCUUGUACUGCAAUAUUUCCAUAUCAUCCUCCCGACCAAGCUGGUGCAACAAUCGCAACACACUUCAAUCCAAACGACGAUUACAAAAUACCAGAAAAAUGUACGAACGCGGAUCUUAAAGAUUUUGCGGAAAAGAAUUGCCCAAGUCAUUGUGCAUUCUGCUGUAAAGCAAAGCAAUUCAACUGUGCUAAUGAUCCAUUCGCAGGCGAUCACUGUGAUGCUUUCACAUUGGAGAUGUGCAGAAAUGCGGCUCUCAAUACAAUAGCAUUAAUGAGGUGCCCAAUGAGAUGCGGGCUUUGUGACCGACCAGGAGCAGGUGGCAUCUGCCCAAACACAUUUGACGAUGCAGUUUGCACAGCGCUGGUAGCGGUGAUUUGCCUCGAUGAGAAAGCGAAGAAUUCUUGUCAAAAAACAUGCGGAUUAAGAACUUGCCUAGAGAACCAAAAUGCAACAGCAGCACAAUCAAAUUGUCGCGACGACGACCAGCAAUGUUCAGAAAAUAGAAAAUACUGCACAAUAGAACCUUAUGCAACUGUAAUGAGAGGAAAAUGCCGUUUGACUUGUGGCCAUUGUCAGCCAUAA